Solea solea (common sole) is the source of this 1186-nucleotide messenger RNA. It is a transcript of the gene anxa13l, whose product is annotated as annexin A13, like. The record is from RefSeq and is a predicted model, not a curated record. Gene Ontology annotation, molecular function: calcium ion binding; calcium-dependent phospholipid binding. The transcript is spliced from 11 exons. Gene Ontology annotation, cellular component: cytoplasm. NCBI's taxonomy places the organism in Eukaryota, Metazoa, Chordata, Actinopteri, Pleuronectiformes, Soleidae. Bases 141 to 1091 code for a protein of 316 amino acids.
CUGAUUAUAGCGACAAGCAUCAACUGCGUCAACUGCAGAGCAGCACAGCACAACACGGCACGACACGGCACGGCAUCAGAGCACGCGACACACAUUUGUCUCUCCUCAGAAGUGGAAACACCGCUGUGGAAUAACUCAUCAUGGGAAACGUGCAGCCCACCAUCGUCCCAUACGAGGACUUCGACGCCACAGCUGAUAUCAAGGCUCUCAGAAAAGCCUGCAAAGGUUUAGGCACAGACGAGGAGGCCAUUAUACAAAUUCUGGCUAAUCGCUCUGCAGCUCAGCGCGUAGAGAUCAAACAGGCCUACUUUGAAAAGUAUGAUGAUGAGUUGGAGGAGGUGCUGAAGAAGGAGCUGACGGGGAGUUUCGAGAACGCCAUCAUCGCCAUGCUGGACCCUCCUCACAUUUAUUUCGCCAAGGAGCUGAGGAAGGCCAUGAAGGGGGCGGGGACAGAUGAAGCUGUGCUGGUGGAGAUCCUGUGCACAUCCAAUAAUGAGGACAUAAAUUGCUUCAAGGAUUCAUAUGCUCAUGUGCAUGAGCGAGACCUGGAGGCAGACAUUGAGGAUGAUACCAGUGGAGAUGUGAGGAACCUGUUGACCUCACUGCUGCAGGCAAGCAGAGAUGACGGUUAUGAGGUGGACGAGGAUUUAGCCGAACAGGAUGCCACGUCUUUGUUUGAGGCAGGAGAGGGAAGGUUUGGCACAGAUGAGUCCACCUUUACCUACAUCCUGACACAUAGGAACUACAUGCAACUUCAGGCCACCUUUAAGGUCUAUGAGUCUCUUUCGGGGACAGACAUUUUGGACACCAUUGAUGCUGAGGCCACGGGAACCCUGAGGGACUGCUACAUUACUCUGGUUAGAUGUGCCAAGAACCCACAGCUGUACUUUGCUCGACGCCUUAACGCUGCCAUGAAGGGACUGGGCACCGACGAGGACACCCUCAUUCGCAUUAUUGUUGGCCGCUCUGAGCUUGACCUGGAGACAGUUAAGGACAUGUACAUGGAGAAGUAUGAUGUCACCCUGAAGGAUGCCCUAGAUUCAGAGUGCGGUGGAGACUUCAAACGCCUCCUCAUGGAGAUCCUGCACUAAACCCUCCUCACUCUUCCUCCUGCUGGCCUUAUUUAACCUUAGUGUCUACUCCUCGUUCCUUCCGUAUUCAUAUUUACUAAACCUCUUCUCCAUCA